This is a messenger RNA of Scophthalmus maximus (turbot), 1642 nucleotides long. Its product is annotated as CD209 antigen-like protein C. The record is from RefSeq and is a predicted model, not a curated record. NCBI's taxonomy places the organism in Eukaryota, Metazoa, Chordata, Actinopteri, Pleuronectiformes, Scophthalmidae. Bases 92 to 1039 code for a protein of 315 amino acids. The transcript has 6 exons.
GCUCAGCAAUUUGGUAGCUACUGGUGGUGUCGACACAAAGCAACGUCCUGACAAACGCUCUCUCUGACUGAUCUCACCUAAACAGUGAAGUAUGGAGAUAAACGAAAACUCUGGUUGCAAUUCUGAUGGUGGACUCAACACACUGAUUUAUCAAGAGGACUUGGAGGACAACGAGCAGUAUCUUUCUCACCCCAACUCUAACCAAAACAGGCAACAAGUGUCUAUGUUCAAUGUGGCAUCUGGAAGACACAGCCGGCUGGUUGUCGUGAGCCUAGCCCUUCUCGCUGCUGUUCUACUGAUAGUUGAUAUCAGCCUGGGGGUCCACUACAACAAACUCACAGAUAACCACCUCACAAUUGACGAUACAGAACACAUUGAAAAUGAGAUGAACAAACUCCAAGAUACCUACAAGACCGCGAUCGAGACCAUGAAGGGAGCCAAGAAGCAGCUGGACAGUGAGAUGAGUCGUCAGACAUUGACCAACUGGGAGCUUCAACACCAGACAAAAAGACAGGAUAAAAACGUAGCACAGAUUGAUCAAUUGACACAAAGCAUUGCAUCAAUGAAAUCCCGCUUACCAAUGAUUAAUGAUGGCUGCAGACACUGUCCACCGGGAUGGUUUAGCAUUAACUCAGUGUGCUAUUUCUUCGCUUUCUCGAACUUUGCUGGAUCAAGAACCUGGCAGAAGGCCAGAGAGUACUGCCAGAUGCAUGGUGGUGAUCUUGUGGUCAUAGACAGCAAAGACAAAGAGAACUCGACCAUAAAUGUCUUGCUGACUAAUAAUGCCAACUCUGCAUCCACUGAUGGCUUCUGGAUUGGACUGAGAUAUUUUCCCGAGGAAGAGAGUUGGAAAUGGUUGGAUGGAACGGCCCUGGUCGAAGGGUACUGGAAUGAUGGCGAGCCAAAUGAUUCCAGCGGGGACAGGGAGCCCUGUGCAGCUGUGUAUCCCAGAGAAAACUUCUUCGAGGCUUGGAGCAGUGUGGGAUGUGGGCUGAAAAAGAAAUUGAUUUGUGAAAAAGCACCAACUUCUAUAAAUUAAAAGUGUAUAUUCACUGCACUGGCUUAAAAGCUUACAUGUCUGCAUUACAAGUUGACUCCACCUUCAUCUUGAAAAAUUUCUGUGAUGAAGAACAGAGACUUUACCAAAUCAGUGCUUUGCAUAAUGACAGAUUAUUGCACGGGGCAAAGUGGGCAUGUGACCAGGGACCUUGAACCAAUGGGGGGCCAUGGCCAUGAGGUUUAUUAUUAGGGUCAUUUCCAUUUUCAAAAUUUGGAGUAAUGUUAUUUCAAAAAUGUUACAUGAUUAUGAAAUUGUUUGAAUGUUUUUGUCAGAUUGUAUCUGACACUUCAAGUCCUGUUAACAUGUCAAAAUAACUAAUUGAUUCAUGCUGUGUGGUUGAAAGGCACAUGUGGGUGGUUGGGGUCCGUGUCCAGUGCCUGUGGUCAUCAUGAAACUGUGCUUACACUUUCAUUAUGACCACAUGUGGAGGUUAAUAUAACACAAAUCUCAGUAAGUAAUAAAAAACAACUUUAAGCAUUUUGGCAACUAGUGUAUGUACUGCAGUGUAACUGAGGUGCAUUUUAAUGGGUAAUUAAUGCUUGAAUGCUUUAUGAAUUUACAAUAAAGGGGUUUAAGAAUGUA